This is a messenger RNA of Pedinophyceae sp. YPF-701, 2082 nucleotides long. NCBI's taxonomy places the organism in Eukaryota, Viridiplantae, Chlorophyta, Pedinophyceae. The record is from the annotation of a GenBank genome assembly.
AUGGGGGAAGACGGUGGCAGCUCGGCUCGCGCGAGCUCGAACAACCUGCAGGAGGUGCUCAGCGGGGCCGCAGCCGAGUCUGGCGUGCUGCUGGAGUCCGUCGACGGCAUCGACGGCUCGUCCAUCUACCUGGAGAUCGCCAAGCGGUGGGCGCUCACCGUGCUGGCCCUCACGUACAUCCACCACUCGGUGUGUGGGUUUGGGCUUCCGGCCAUGUUGCCGGACAUCUCCCGCGACCUCAGCCUGUCCGACACCCAAGCUGCGUCCCUCACGGCGGGCUACUCCCUCAUCUACGCCGUCGCACUCACGCCUCUGGGAUUCCUGGCAGACAAGGUGUCGCGACCACAGCUCCUGGCCAUCGCCACGCUAGGGUGGUCCGCGCUGACGUUGCUGGCGGCGCAGAGCGACGACUUCACGUCCCUCUUCAUCAUGCGCAUGGGAUUCGCCAUCGCCCAGGCGGCCCAGAACCCCGUGUGCUUCUCAAUCAUCCCGGAACUCUUCCCCCAGAACCGCACGCUCGCGCUGGCGGCGUACAACAGUUCGAUGUACCUGGGGCGCGCCAUGUCGUUCGAGAUCGUCCUGUUCGCCUCGACGCUCUCCUCCUGGGUCACCAAGGUGCUCGACACCACGCCCGCGGCCAGCAUCGUCGCCAAGACGACCGCGGCGGCCCCCGUCGCCACGGGCGUCAAGAUGGUGCCCAUCGAGGGCAUUGACUUCUCCGAGUUCUCCAUCCUGUACAUCUCCGGAGACAUGGCCGCCAUCACGCCCGUGUACGACUACGGGUCCGCCGCGCUCCCCGAAGUCAUGCUCACCGCGGACUGGCGGUUCGUGCUGGACUUCAUUGCGCUCCCGGGCCUCCUCCUGGCCUUCCUGCUCGCCUUCACCGUGUCCGACCCGCGCAAGCUCGGCAAGUUCAUCCCCGAGAUGGGCAGCGUCAGCGACAUGUCCGAGGGGCUCGAGUCGCGCGUCCGCCGCGAGGCCACGGUCUUCUCGGUGUUUUGGCAGGAGCUGUCCACCGCCGUGGUGUACGUCGCCGACGGCAGCGCGGUGCGGCGCGCCCGCGCGCGGGGCCGAUUGGCGGGGCUCGCGAAGCGCACCAACUGGGCGGGGUUCGCGGACCAGCAGGAGCAGAUGAAGGGGCUCGUGGUGCGGCUGAAGCAGCAGGUGUCCAGGGCGCGCCGCAAGUACCGGUACCGGGGAGGGCGCCCCGUGCCGCAGCCCAGGUCGGUGUCCAUGACAGCGGGCGCCUCGCCGGGGUCGCGCACCUCGCUCGUGGUGUCGGAGGUGAGGCUGCCGAGCGAGUCUGCAUCGGGUCGUGCCCUGACGGCAACCAGCGGCGACGAGGGCGCGGCGGCGGCGCGAAACGGCGCUGGCAACGGCGCGGCGCGUGGUAUUCGCGAUGUCACCGGUGCCGGCGCUGGGACGCCGAGCAAGAGCGAGGGGUCGCUGUGGGACGCCUGCGUGGCGUUGUUCCGGGUGCCCGCCUUCCGCGGGGUGGCGCUCGCCAGCGCGCUCGUCGACGUGGGCGGCUGGGCGCUCAUCUCGUGGCACGCGGCCUUCUACGAGCGCACGUACGACCUCUCGCCGGAGGUGUACGCGCCGCUGCUGGCGCUGUGCAUUCCCGUGGGCGGCAUCAUCGGCGGGGUCGGCGGGGGGAUCCUCGGCGACAAGCUGAGCGCGCGCGGCGGGCGCGUGUGGCUGACCGCCGGCGCGACGAUCGCCUCGGCGCCGGUGCUGACGGAGUCGCUCCUGGCGGACACGUACCAGAUGUCGUUCGCAGCCCUCCUGGCGGGGUUCGCGCUGUCCGAGUGCUGGCGGUCCAACGCGGCGGUCAUCGUGCGGGACGUGUCGCCGCCCGAGCUCGGGUCGUCCGCGACGGGCGUCUGGCUCGCCGUGCGCAACGUGGUCGCCGCGCUGGGCCCGACGGGCGUGGCGCUGCUCUCGUCCAAGGUGGGGCUGCGGUACGCGCUGCUCCUCGCGCCGGGCUGCUACCUGGCCGCGGGCCUCGUGUUCUGGUGGACGGAAGCCGUGAUCGCUCGCGGCGCGGCUGGCGGGGACGUCGGGAGCGCGCAGCGGACGUGA